AUGUUGCGCCACAUGAUAACACACACAGGUGAGAGGCCAUAUUCCUGUCAGACCUGUGGAGACAAAUUUGGACUGAAAAGUCAUUUGUUGCGUCACAUGAGAACUCACACAGGUGAGAAACCGUUUACUUGUGAAAUUUGCCAUAAAAGUUUUACUCAGAGUAACAGUUUGACUUAUCAUAUGAGAAUCCAUACUGAUGAAAGACCACAUUCUUGCAAAGAAUGUGGAAAAAGUUUCAAACAAACAGGGGCUUUAAAGACUCAUCUGAGGACCCACACCAACGAGAAGCCAUAUUCCUGCAAUGUGUGUGGCAAAAGUUUAAGAUCCAGCACUAGCCUGAUGUGUCACAUGAGAACGCACACAGGUGAAAAACCAUACUCCUGCAAAAUAUGUGGAAGAGGCUUCACACAAACUGGAGCUUUGAAUGUUCAUUUGAGGACCCACACUAACGAGAAGCCGUAUUCCUGCAAUGUGUGUGGAAAAUGUUUAAGAACCAAGACUAGCCUACAGUAUCACAUUAGAACUCAUACAGGGGAAAAGCCCUAUUCCUGUAAAAUCUGUGCAAAAAGAUUCAGUCAGAGUAGCCACUUGUUCUUGCACAUGAAAAGCUCACACAGGUGAGUAGUCCUGAAAACUGAUGGUGUUUUGUCUUUGAAUGUGAGUUUAUGUCAUACCCUGAAUGGAU
Nematolebias whitei (Rio pearlfish) is the source of this 685-nucleotide messenger RNA. Its product is annotated as zinc finger protein OZF-like. Gene Ontology annotation, biological process: regulation of transcription by RNA polymerase II. Lineage: Eukaryota; Metazoa; Chordata; Actinopteri; Cyprinodontiformes; Rivulidae. Gene Ontology annotation, molecular function: RNA polymerase II cis-regulatory region sequence-specific DNA binding; DNA-binding transcription factor activity, RNA polymerase II-specific. The transcript has a single exon. Gene Ontology annotation, cellular component: nucleus. Bases 1 to 621 code for a protein of 206 amino acids. The record is from RefSeq and is a predicted model, not a curated record.